GGUGCGGGGGACGCCCUUGCAAGACGCCAGCGGCAGCGAGCAGCCUGCGCAACCCCUCUCAUCCACCGUCCACCACGUCGACGUCAGCAAAAUGGGCUACAGGCAAGCCGCUGUGCUCACUUCCGUCUCCUUCUUUCUCGGGGUGCUCUUUAUUUGCCUGAACGUCGACUACCGGAUCCUGUUCACGCCGCUCACGGAGUCUGUCGUGCGCGAUGGACUAGAAUUCUACACCAUGUUCUACAACUCCCCGCCCGCUAUCAAGGGAUUGUUGCAUUCUAUAGUGGGUGUGGGACUGGUUGGCCUUCUGGGCAAGCUGCACAAGUGGGACGAUAGCGCGAUGUUCUUCGACGGCUCUUCUCUCGCUGCGUACAUCUUCAGCUUGGCAGUCUACAUGACCGUCGGCAUCCCUGCGUGCCGCACCGUCGCAGACCCCAUUCCCGACGUCGACUCGCAGGAGGACCAGGUGGAGGCGCUGCGCGUCCUCUCUGCGGGGAACACCAUUAUUAUCGUGCUCCUCGGCGCGGUCCUCGCUCUUCAGGCGGGAGAGCAGUAUGCCAGGCGGGUCGAGGAGAACCUCGUCCAGCAGGCAACCGAGCAGGAGAAGGCGAAGCCCGCAGCAGCCGCAGAGACGGAGACCAAGAAGGACAAGUGAUGGCCUGGUCAAGAAUUUCACGAGUUGUCACGUCGUUACCGCUGCCGUUGCUUGGUACUGCAGGUCAUCCCCCUUGUUCCUGGACGUGCGUAUCGGAAGGCCGUCGUCUGUCUGGC
Trametes versicolor FP-101664 SS1 is the source of this 768-nucleotide messenger RNA. Its product is annotated as Shr3 amino acid permease chaperone. Gene Ontology annotation, biological process: endoplasmic reticulum to Golgi vesicle-mediated transport. The transcript has 5 exons. Gene Ontology annotation, cellular component: endoplasmic reticulum membrane. Lineage: Eukaryota; Fungi; Basidiomycota; Agaricomycetes; Polyporales; Polyporaceae. The coding region runs from base 92 to 652 and encodes 186 amino acids. The record is from RefSeq and is a predicted model, not a curated record.